Molecule: messenger RNA, 2875 nt
Organism: Corticium candelabrum
Lineage: Eukaryota; Metazoa; Porifera; Homoscleromorpha; Homosclerophorida; Plakinidae
Exons: 23
Coding region: 11-2776 (921 amino acids)
Molecular function (GO): protein binding
Source: RefSeq, a predicted model, not a curated record
UGUCAUCCCGAUGGCCAGUGACGAGCCGAAAGAAAAGCCUCCCGUCUCUCCAAGACGCACAACGCCACUCAUUACAGCCGUGCGCAACAAGGACUCACUCGAAGUCGAACUCCUCCUGCAGACGGGCUCGGAUCCGAACGAGAACGCCGUCGGCGACGCCACGACGCCGCCUCUGCGCAAUUCGACGUACCUCAACGGUCCAUUGCAUUGGGCAUGUCGAUGCAAAGAGGUCAACAUUGCAAGGAUCCUGCUCGACCAUGGAGCAUCUGUUUUCAUGGAGGGCGAGAAUGGGCAGAAUCCGUUGCAUAUCGCGCACUCGUGUGCCGACCUGAUGAAGCUUCUGCUGGAGAGAGGGGCGAGCGUGUUUGCUGAGGACUCUGAGAAGAGGACGCCACUGCUGAUCGCGUCGGCUAUUGGAACUUCAGAGACUAUGAAGUUGUUGAUCGACGCUGGAGCUCUAAUACAAUGUGCAAAUUCGCAAGGUCGUACCCCUCUCCAUUAUGCCCAAGAUUCACUUGAAAAAUGCAAGCUCUUACUAGACAACAGUGCAACACUGGAAGCCACUGAUGAGAGUGGCAAAACGCCAUUGUUCUAUGUGAAGAGACUCGACGUUGCACACGCAUUAGUUGAUGCAGGGGCCAAGUUAGAUGUUACUGACAAAAAGGGAAACCAAGUUUUGCACUACGUGUUGAAGAAGUGCAAAUCUGAUGGGAAAAGUGCUAUUGUCAGUUUGUUGAUAGAGAAAGGAGCGCCUGUCAAUGCGGCCAACAAGGAUGGUGAGACUCCUCUCUACAUUGCCUGCGCUGAAGGCGACGGUUUCAUUGGUCCAGUAGAAAUGUUGGUUAAGAAAGGAGCUAAUGUCAAUGCCAAGCCAACAGGUGGAGUGUCAGCCUUUAUGAAGGCAUUGGCUCAGGGAUACAACAAGGUGGCACUGAUUUUGGUGAAGAAUGGAGCUUCGGUACAAGAUCAAGAUGAGAAUGGAAACACUGGGUAUCACUACUGUGCAAAAUCUGGCUCGGUUAACCUCAUGGUUACUUUGUUUCGGACUAAAACCCACGACAAAAUCAAUGCACAAAACAAUGAUGGUGAAACGGCCCUGCAUUGGGCUGUAGCAAGCAAGUCUGUCAAUGUCAUCUCUUUUCUUCUCGCCAAUGGUGCUGUGUCAGCAAUCAAAGAUAAUAAAGGCAAACAUGCCUUGGACAUUGCCAAAGAAUCUGGCAAUCAAACGAUCAUUCGUAUUGUUGAGUUGCAUCAUAAAGAAGAUGAGCAGCCACCUUUGGUCAUGAUGGCCAAGGAGGACGCCCCAGAAGGAGAUCCAUCCCACCUUGUAUUCAACGAAGGUGAUCUUAUUCAAGUGUUAUCAAAACCUUAUGAGGAGUGGUGGAAGGGAGCACUCGUGUCGAAGCCUGAAAAGACGGGACUUUUCUGUUCCUUGAUGGUUGAUGAUCAGCCGCUAGAUGCAGACGAAGCUCGAGCAGCGAUUGCGGCCGGGGGCAGGGCAUCAUACCAGCUACCAGCAGGCGACUGUGCAAGUGCUGUAGAUGAGCUGGAACAAUCGGCUCGAAUAGAAUUGGGCGCUGCAAGUGUGCCACAGCUGAGCAGUGCAGAGAAGACGGUGCAGCUGGAACAUCCGGAUAUCGGAGACGACGUACGAAAAGUGGCAGCCACACUCAAAGUGGCGCUCGCCAAAAAAGCUCAAGACUGGGAUAGCAGUCCGCCUCCUGAUGCUCUGCAAGUUAUCAUCGCUGCCGCUCUAGCAAAUGUACAAAUUGAGAUUGACAUCCUCGAAUUUGACUUUGAAGCCGAUGACAAAAAGCAACAACUAGAAGAACACAAAGAUCAGAUCGACGAGUGGAAGAGUCAAUGUGCAAAGUUCUCACAAGUCAAUGCAUUCUCCACACGCCUUCUACUCAAACUAGCAGAACUCGUUCUGGCCUUUAAGGUUGCUCAUUUGUCUCUCGAGAGCAAGUCGGCUGACUGUUGGGCAAAGGCGUGUGCAUGCAUCCAACUGAUGGGGCAAACUUAUUCCAUCCCAGGGACUGCAUUUUUAGGAGGUUUCAAUGUGUCAGACAAACAGCAGCAACAGCUGAAAAAGGUGAAUGCCGUCUUUUCAUCCAUCACCACCAUCGGAAACACAGCAGCAUCACUAGCUCAUGCCCUAGUAGAACGCUAUGAGAUACAACUACAACAGCUUCAAUCGACUGGAGCAUGUUCUCUGGCUGAUGGUGUUGUGUUGCUUAUCCGAGAGUAUCUGCAAGAUGACUGUCCUCCGAAUCCGGAUCUUGACACGAUAGUACCAUCAUUAGUAAAUGCCGUCAUCUUCGCCAAGCGAUCCUCCUCCAUCACACGUCUUCUCAAACAAAACGGCAUCGCCUGUGUCCCAUCCCCAUCAUUCGGCAAAUGCCACUCAGAGUGGAACAUCGACGGCAUCCUUCGAAAAACCGGCAUCCUAACACAACAGGGCAGAAAAUACAUCGGCCUCUUCACUCGAGCUGAUCUCUAUGGUUACCGACAUGGAACCGUAUACGAAGCAGAUGCGUUGUCGAUGGCAAGACAAGGAGAAGAAAAGACAAUCGGACCAAGACGUAAGCGUAUUGUGAGUCUGUCUGCUAUCCCGGCCGCCCCUCCAGCUCCAUUCAUCGAUGCAGCACCAGGAUCAAAGCCUCGUGCAUCACCCAAAUCUCUCAUUCCACAAUCGGGAUCCUACUGGCUACGAAAACAGGCCGAACUAGCCGACCGCCUCUUGGCACUGCAAGUGAAAGACACAAUGAUGUGAACAUGAAAAUGAUUUUUGUUACAACUAUUUUGUUUCAUGCACUACAUUUUAGCCUACGCGAGCAACGAGCCCACGUUAAACAGUUUCGCAAUAUGAGAA